AGCUUGACUUGUUUCAGGCGCGCUUUCUGACGUGGCCUGCGCAGUUUCUUCGAACUGUCCGUCCGGUGUCUUCCUCUUUGUUUUCUGUCGCCGAUUUGUCGCCAGCCCUGGGCACGGGCGUCCGUCCGUCCGUGAGUCCAACACAAGUGGCCGAACUGUAAAGAAAUGCAAGCAAUAGUAGGUACCAACAGCGACAUGCACGUCAACACAACACAACAGAAUGUACCGUCAACAGGGACAUGGUCGAUGCCGACGACGACCUCCAUCACCGUGUGGAAGGAUACAUAGCAUGCAUAAAUAGUUGCAUCACAUCAAGCUCUCCCGCCACAGCAGCAUCGAUCCUCCUCCUACAGGCACCAGAACUCCAUCCAUCCAUCGCGCGCUGAUCGACCAUGUCUGGAUGGUGCGAGACGGACGAGCCCAACGGCUCCAAGGCGGUGAGCCUGCUGCUCCGCCUCUCCGCGCUCAUCCUGGCCCUCGCGUCGGCGGUCAUGAUGGCCACGGCCGGCGACUGCACCGUCGCCGGCGCAACGCCCAAGGCCGUCUCCUACCGGGACUACGGCGCCUUCGUCUACCUCGUGGGCGCCAACGUCGCCGCGGCCGUGCUGGAAGCCGCCGCGAUCUACCUGCAGCUCAGCGGCGCCGGCGGUGAUGACGACGACGGGGGCAGCCGGAUCCCCGGGAUCGUCCUGCUCGUCGUCGACGUGCUGGCGCAGGCGCUGCUCUACUCGUCCACGGGCGCCGCGUACGGCGCCGUGGUCGGCGUCGACGCGUGCGUGACGUUCGGCGCGCAGGUGGGGCGGGCCAGGCUGCUGUCCCUCGGCGCCAGCGUCUCCCUCGGCCUCGCCGCCGUCGUCAAGGACGUCUCGCUGCCGUUCAAUGUCUGGCCCGGCUCGUCGGACUGAGAUGCCGGACGGCCAGCCCAGAGCACCAUGUGCCGUGUUAGUGUGUAUGUAUGCGUGCAUGGUGCAGAGUAAUUUUUCUUUGAUGGUACAGAGUAUGUGGCAACUGUAAGCAUCGUCUACUGAUUGGCUUUUUCUUAAUUAUAAAAAACAAGGCAAAAGGCUGGUCAUUUUUAUU
Hordeum vulgare subsp. vulgare (domesticated barley) is the source of this 1080-nucleotide messenger RNA. RefSeq names its product CASP-like protein 1U2. The coding region runs from base 393 to 905 and encodes 170 amino acids. The record is from RefSeq and is a predicted model, not a curated record. NCBI's taxonomy places the organism in Eukaryota, Viridiplantae, Streptophyta, Magnoliopsida, Poales, Poaceae. The transcript has a single exon.